Messenger RNA from Dendrobium catenatum, 2047 nucleotides. Its product is annotated as beta-glucosidase BoGH3B. Lineage: Eukaryota; Viridiplantae; Streptophyta; Magnoliopsida; Asparagales; Orchidaceae. The coding region runs from base 152 to 2047 and encodes 631 amino acids. The record is from RefSeq and is a predicted model, not a curated record. Gene Ontology annotation, molecular function: beta-glucosidase activity. Gene Ontology annotation, biological process: glucan catabolic process. The transcript has 10 exons.
CUGCUUCGUGGGAUACACGACAACAGCAGACAGCAACGGGACAUAUCUUCUCUACUCCCUUACCCCGUUUUAAGUCCCACAGCUCGCACAGAGUUCCUCAAACCCCUUCUCCCUCCCUGUUCUCUGAACCGGGAUUUGAUAUUAUCUGAAGAUGGAGACAAAUCCCACCCCAAGAUUUGUAUUUGUUCUGCUAGUCUUAACUUGUUCGAUUGCUGCUGCGGGAGCAGAAUAUUUCAAGUACAAAGAUCCAAAGCAGCCAUUGAUUGUUAGAAUAGAUGACCUUUUAAGCAGAAUGACACUUGCUGAGAAGAUUGGCCAAAUGGCUCAGAUCGAGAGAAAAAAUGCCUCUUUUGAAGUGGUCAAAAACUAUUUUAUAGGUAGUGUAUUGAGUGAAGGGGGCAGUGCUCCUGCUCCUAAUGCAUCUGCAAGAGUUUGGGUGGAUAUGGUGAAUGAGAUACAGAAGGCAGCUCUCUCUAGCAGACUUGGUAUUCCAGUAAUAUAUGGUAUUGAUGCAGUUCAUGGCCACGGCACAGUCUAUAAAGCUACAAUAUUUCCACAUAAUAUUGGACUUGGAGCUACCAGGGAUCCAGCCCUAGUGAAAAAAAUUGGUGCUGCAACGGCUCUUGAAGUUAGAGCAACCGGCAUUCCCUAUACUUUUUCUCCAUGCAUUGCGGUAUGUAGAGAUCCUAGAUGGGGUCGUUGCUAUGAAAGCUUUAGUGAAGAUCCAAAGGUUGUCCAAGAGAUGACUGAGAUCAUCCCAGGCUUGCAAGGAGAUAUUCCAAAAAAUUCUCUCAAAGGAGUUCCCUUUGUAGCUGGCAAGAGAAAAAUUGCUGCUUGUGCCAAGCAUUAUGUUGGUGAUGGUGGAACAUACAUGGGCAUUAAUGAAAAUAACACAAUCACCAAUUUCCAUGAGCUACUUAGCAUCCACAUGCCUCCUUAUUACAAUGCUAUUAUCAAAGGUGUCUCUACUGUGAUGGUCUCUUACUCAAGUUGGAAUGGUGUAAAAAUGCAUGCAAAUCAUUUCUUACUCACAGAUUUCCUCAAAAAUAAGCUCCGUUUCAGGGGUUUUAUAAUUUCGGAUUAUGAAGGUGUUGAUAGGAUUACAACGCCUCCUGGUAUCAAUUAUACAUUCUCUCUCCAGACUGGAAUUCUAGCAGGCAUUGAUAUGAUAAUGAUUCCCUAUGACUAUCCUCGCUACUUUGAGAGCUUCCUUGAACUAGUACAUAAAAAUGUAAUUCCAAUGAGUAGAAUCAAUGAUGCCGUUAGGAGGAUUCUUCGGGUCAAGUUCACAAUGGGUCUCUUCGAGAACCCCUAUGGAGAUUAUAGCUUAGCCAAUGAAAUUGGGAAGCAGGAGCACAGGGAUUUAGCAAGAGAAGCUGUGAGGAAAUCACUGGUUCUGCUAAAAAAUGGUAAAACUUCUGACGAACCAGUCCUACCACUCCCUAAGAAGGCAAAGAAAAUACUUGUUGCUGGUAGCAAUGCUGAUAACUUGGGUUAUCAGUGUGGAGGUUGGACAAUCGAGUGGCAAGGACUAGGUGGGAACAAUCUUACAAUUGGAACUACCUUGCUUGAUGCUAUAAAAACAACCGUAGACCCAAGCACAGAAGUUGUCUUUUCAGAGAACCCUGAUACAUAUUUCAUCCAAGGCAAUGAUUUCUCUUACGCAAUUGUUGCCAUUGGUGAGCAUUCUUAUUCAGAGACUUUUGGUGAUAGCUUGAACCUCACCAUUGCCGAGCCCGGACCAAGCACCAUCAAGAAUGUGUGUGAGCAUAUUAAGUGUGUGGUGGUUGUCAUAUCUGGCAGGCCUGUUGUCAUUGAACCUUAUGUUAAUAUGAUUGAUGCCAUUGUGGCUGCCUGGUUGCCUGGAACUGAAGGUCACGGCGUCACCGAUGUCUUAUUCGGGGACUAUGGGUUCACUGGCAAGCUUCCUAGGACAUGGUUCAAGUCAGUUGAUCAGCUACCAAUGAACGUUGGUGAUGAUCAUUAUGACCCUCUAUAUCCAUUUGGUUUUGGGCUAACAACUGAGCCAGUAAAGACUAGUUAUUGA